Molecule: messenger RNA, 677 nt
Organism: Anolis sagrei ordinatus
Lineage: Eukaryota; Metazoa; Chordata; Lepidosauria; Squamata; Anolidae
Source: RefSeq, a predicted model, not a curated record
UUGUUUUCUUGCUUUGCAGAGAGAAUGUUAUUGAAUCACUAAAAACACACAAUGAGGAGUUAGAACAUGCUGUGGAAAUGCUCAGGAAUGAAAUUCAGAGGAAGGAAAGUGAAUUUGAAGAAGCCCUCCUACAACUGAAAGAGCAGCAAGCCACAGGCCAACGGUUAACAAUUCGCGACAAUGUCACACUGAUCAAGCUGCACAAGCAGUUGGCGGAGAAAAGCAAUGAGGUUGCGGCAAUGGAAUCUAAAAUGCUGCAGCUCGACGAGAACCAAAGGCAUCUUAAAGUCAGCCAUGAUGCACUUAUGGCAAAAGGAGAUGAACUGAAUCUGCAGCUCAAGGAAGAGCGUUCAAAAUGCCUCCAUCUGGAGAGACAACUGCAAGCCAACACUUUUUCAAAGCGACGAUUAGAUGAGCUACAAGAUACAAUCAAUGAUUUGGAGAAAGAGCGGGACCUCCUAAAAGAAAAUUAUGAUAAGUUAUACAACAGUGCCUUCGGUGUGACCCAUGACCAGAAAUGGAAGCUGAAGGAGCAGCAGCUGAAGGUGGAGAUUGCUCAGCUCGAGGCUGCCUUAAAGUCCGAUUUGGUAGAUAAAAAUAACAUCCUGGACAGAAUAAAAGUGGAACGAGGUAUAUUGCAGGAAAGGAAGCUUAGGGUGUGAUGUGCACAUGAAUGG